Messenger RNA from Physella acuta, 2372 nucleotides. RefSeq names its product F-box/LRR-repeat protein 6. Gene Ontology annotation, molecular function: protein binding. The record is from RefSeq and is a predicted model, not a curated record. NCBI's taxonomy places the organism in Eukaryota, Metazoa, Mollusca, Gastropoda, Physidae. Gene Ontology annotation, cellular component: cytoplasm.
CUCUAUCACAUUCACUCAACUGUUGUAAUGUAAACUAUGGGUGUUGAGUUAUUCGUUAUUAUAAAUUAUUCUCUUAACUUCUUAAGGCAGCAGUCCAAGAUUUAAGAAAAUAUGAGGAUCCCUGUUGAGUUGAUGCAACACAUGUUCUAUAAUAAAAGUCUCCACUAAUGUUUUUUCAGAAGUCUUUAAAUGAGUAACAUUCUGCCUUGAAUACACUAUUGUGAAUAAUGAGUGAAGAUGAAUCGUGUAAAGAAUUUAAAAAAGAAACACGACCAUUGAAACGGAAAUUAGUGGUUUCGCCAUACAGUCGUGGACAUCUUCAUCGAAACUGUAAACUGGUAAUUCAAGAUACUGGAGAGUCACUAUUUGCUAUAGAGAGGCAGCUAAAUGUGAGCCAUCGAACAAGACGGGCACAACUGCCCAAGCUACCCCCUGAAAUAUGGAUCAAAAUAUUUAGCUACAUAAUUGCAGAGAGGCAGUACCCUUUCAUGAUCAGGGCACCACUUGUCAGCAAGCUUUGGUAUAAUCUCUGCUUGAAUCCAUGUCUGUGGACUGUUGUCAAAGUUCCCUAUGGCGGAUACUAUUGGAUGCGGCGAACUGAUGAGUUUUUGAUAUGGCUGUCAAGAAACAGACUAGCACCAUGUAAAGAAAUAGAUUUGACAGGCUGGGAUAUUACAGCUUUAGGUGUUCAGGAACUGACAGAGAACUGCAAAAAGCUACAGUCAGUUAACUUGUCAUAUUGCACAAAGCUCAGCAUGGAUAUUGCCACUUACUUUACCACUAAUUGUCCACACAUCACAUCUUUAGAUUUUUCUCAUACUUGUAAUGAUCUAGUCAGUGUUUUACCCAUGACAACAAUAAUUGAACACUACAAUGCUCAAUUGUUGAGUCUUAAUCUCAGUGGAAAUUUGAUGCAUGGCUUUCAUAAACUGAUGGAUGCUAUUUGUGAAAACUGUAGAAAUCUUGAAGCCUUGUCAAUCAAUUACUGUAGAGUCGAUGUAUUUAGUCUGGAUAUAGAACGACUUCAGCGUAGCUUGCCGCAUCUCAGGGUAUUAAAUAUGGGCUACAUUUUAGCCACUAGCAUCACCCUUGAAGAUUAUCCUUCUUACCUCUCACCAGGGUUUCAAUCACUGGAAGAGUUAUCUAUUGCUGCUGGCAGCCCUUGUGAUAACAGGCAACCCUUGCCAGUAAAUGACAACUUAAUAGAGAGGUUGAUAAUGUCUUCAAGACAACUACGAAGUCUGGAUCUACGUGGCUGUGAACAUUUCUCUGUUCAAACAUUGCUCAAGCUGCCUUGCUUGGAUGUAGAGAAACUCUUGAUGGGAAUUCGCAUCAUUGAUGACCCUCGAGGACUUGUGCAGUUAUUGAAACAGUGGCGGCACAGUCUAUGUGAAAUAGUCCUAUCCUACAGUAGUUUUAGUUUGGAAGACAUCACAGAAGGUAUGUUCUGUCUGGUGAAAGAUGAAAAUGUUUUGAUAGAAAGAGUGGAGCUAGAGAAUUUGGACAUCACCAUGCCUUUAGUCAGUGCAAUCAGCCAGAACUGCCCAAAUGUUAGGACUGUCAACUUGCAGAAAUGUCUUGCAAUACCAAAAAAGUUGCGGCGAUUUUUUGACAGACGGAAAAUUGAUACGUUUCGUCACAUUGUUGCUCACACAUGUAAAUGUAAUUGGUGAUAUUAAGGUACUGCAGUUGUAUUGAGUCCAAUGUAAUUUUGAUGUCUGUAUGAUGCUGGUAGGUGAAAAUUUCACUGUAAUCUCAGUGUCUGAUAAAAUGUUUUACCAUUGUAUGGUGCUUGAGUUUUGAAAAAAUGCUAAUGUACUUAAUGGUGUUUGGCAGAGCAUUUAAACAAUGCUAAUAUUUGUGUGGUAAUGCUUUAUUGAGUUGCACUGAUUUAUAACUGAUGUUAUAAAUGUGAGAUGCUUGAAUCUAUUAUACCAUUAUAUAAGAAAAUCAGUGCCAUAUAUUCACAUACACACUUGCACACAAUUCCAUACUCUUACAAGAAAGUAGUAAGAUGAAAAUUGACACAAAAUUGUUGAAAAAGUCUGAUGCCUUCUAUGUGUGGAAAAAAAAUUCCAGAUCAAUUUAAGAAAAAUGUGUUCUCUUCAAUAGUUUUGAAACUGUUUUCUCACGGAUUUGUGUGAUAAAACCAUUUUCUCACGUACAAAAUGUUCAGCUUGAAUGUACUUUUUGAAGAUAUUUGUUUUUGGAACCCACUCUUGUGUAAAAAUGCAGGAAAGUAAUGUUUUAUGAUGUCUAGUUGCUUAAUAUUUAUGUAAUAAAAAACUCACAAUAAUUUCUGAACUAAAGUGAUUUUACUUCUAAGAUUAAUUACUCAUACUAUCUAAAUUCAUUUGACAACUAUUUAGUAG